UAUGGAUUGCAAAGCACAGACACCAACAAAAAAGCCCUGAUAACAGCUCGAUAACCGCCUCCACAAAAGGUCUCCACCGCCGCCUCUGCUAUUUGCCUGUGCUUUUCCCCACUACAUGCCCAUUGCAUGAUGUAAUGCUGUCCAACUCAGUUAGAAAAAGCGGCGGUGAAGCUGCGUGAGUCUGUGUCUUCUUUCCACCUGACCAACAAACUUUAUCACACCCCUUUUUCUUUGCCUUAUCCCAACUUUUUCCUACUCUUCCUGUGUCAUUCCCUUCUAACUCCCCUCUCCUCUCCUCUCAAUUACCCCCGAAAACUACUCCCUACACACACAAUGGCCCCCCUCAAGCUCAGCAACCAGAACCUCUCACAGAUCGCCUCCGCCGCCGGCGCGCACCAGGUCCAAGUACCGACCUACCAGCGCGGGGAUGCCGUGAAGGAGGGCAUCGUCCACGUCGGGGUGGGCGGCUUCCACCGCGCCCACCUGGCCGUGUACGUCGACCAGCUGAUGCAGAAGCACGGGGAGAAGAACUACGCCAUCUGCGGCGUGGGACUGCAGCCGUUUGACGCGGCGAUGCGCGAUGCCCUGGGGGCGCAGGACCACCUGUACACGGUGAUCGAGCGGUCGGCCAAGGGGAGCUUCGCGCACGUCGUGGGGGCGAUCAACUCGUACCUGUUCGCACCCGACGACCGCGAGGCGGUGAUCGCCAAGAUGGCGCACGCCGACACACAUAUCGUCUCGUUGACCAUCACCGAGAGCGGCUACUACUACAACGAGAACACCCACGAGCUGCAGAGCGAGCACCCGGACAUCCUGUACGACCUCGACCCCGCCCACGAGACCGCCCCGCGCACCACCUUCGGCUUCCUGUACGCCGCGCUGGCCCGCCGCCACCAGCAGGGCCUCCGGCCGUUUACGGUGAUGUCGUGCGACAACAUGCAGAAGAACGGCUCCAUCACGCGCCACAUGCUGGAGUCGUUCGCACGGCUCAAGAACCCCACGAUCGCCGAGUGGAUCGCCACGCAGGGCGCCUUCCCCAACGCCAUGGUCGACCGCAUCACCCCGCAGACCUCCGCCGCCGACAAGACCGCCCUCUCCGACAAGUUCGGCAUCGAGGACAGCUGGCCCGUCGUCACCGAGCCGUUCAUGCAGUGGGUCAUCGAGGACCAGUUCGCCGACGGCCGCCCGCCCUUCGAGAAGGUGGGCGUGCAGGUCGUCAAGAACGUCCACGACGUCGAGCAGUUCGAGAAGCACAAGCUGCGCCUGCUGAACGGCAGCCACUCGGCCCUGGGGUAUCCGGGCCAGCUGGCGGGCUUCAAGUACGUGCACGAGGUGAUGGAGAACCCGACCUUCAACAAGUUCGUCUGGCAGAUGAUGCAGGACGAGGUCAAGCCCUUGCUCCCAGAGAUCCCGGGCGUCGACAUCGACGAGUACUGCAAGACCCUCAUGGGCCGCUUCGAGAACCCCACCAUCAUGGACCAGCUGCCGCGCAUCUGCCUCAACGCCUCCGGCAAGAUCCCGCAGUUCAUCAUGCCCUCCAUCGCCGAGGCCAUCUGGGUCAAGGCCCCCUUUAGGAAGCUGUGCUUCGUCGCCGCCGCCUGGUUCCGCUACGUCAACGGCGUCGACGACGCCGGCAACCAGUUCGCGGUCGACGAUCCCAUGCGCGACGAGCUGCAGGCCAAGGCCCGCGCCGGCGGUACCAAGCCCCACGAGCUGCUCAGCAUCAAGACCCUCUUCGGCGACGAUCUGCGCAGCGACGAGCGUUUCUUGGCCCAGAUCACCCAGGCCAUGGAGGAGAUCGACCGCGACGGCAUCCUCAAGACCUUGCCGAAGUAUGUGGACUAGAUCGGGGCUACCCACAUCCCCCUUUGACCUGGAUACGUUGGUACUCUAGCUACGAUGGGGAAAAAAAUGAUUUAAGGGGCAUAAACUGCGUGUUGUGCACAUCUUUAAUUUGGUUAUUUGCAAGCGCUUGGGUUUUUAUAUAUAGUUUCUCGUGUCGAUACGGUUUCUGCCUUUUGGCUU
Messenger RNA from Aspergillus uvarum CBS 121591, 2025 nucleotides. Its product is annotated as mannitol dehydrogenase family protein. The record is from RefSeq and is a predicted model, not a curated record. Lineage: Eukaryota; Fungi; Ascomycota; Eurotiomycetes; Eurotiales; Aspergillaceae. The coding region runs from base 334 to 1845 and encodes 503 amino acids. The transcript has a single exon. Gene Ontology annotation, molecular function: mannitol dehydrogenase activity.